Neoarius graeffei (lesser salmon catfish) is the source of this 967-nucleotide messenger RNA. It is a transcript of the gene gcsha, whose product is annotated as glycine cleavage system protein H (aminomethyl carrier), a. The transcript has 5 exons. Lineage: Eukaryota; Metazoa; Chordata; Actinopteri; Siluriformes; Ariidae. Bases 10 to 534 code for a protein of 174 amino acids. Gene Ontology annotation, biological process: protein lipoylation; glycine decarboxylation via glycine cleavage system. Gene Ontology annotation, cellular component: mitochondrion; glycine cleavage complex; cytoplasm. The record is from RefSeq and is a predicted model, not a curated record.
CUGAGGAAGAUGGCGGCAUCCUUUCUGUUGAGACGUGUUUCUACAAACUUAACUUAUGCAUUGCCCCGAGUUUUGCAUAGAAAUGUUUUCUCUUCUGCGGAACUGUUGGAGAAAAGAUGUUUUAAGAGAAACCUGUCACUGACUCCUCGCUUUUAUUCAGAACUGAAGUACACAGACAAACACGAGUGGGUGCGAGUGGAAAAUGGCAUCGGCACUGUGGGCAUCAGCAACUUCGCUCAGGAGGCUUUGGGUGAUGUGGUCUACUGUGAGCUCCCUGAUGUUGGCAAAAAGUUCUCCCAGUCAGAGGAGUUUGGCACUCUGGAGAGUGUGAAGGCAGUGAGUGAGCUGUACUCUCCUUUAACAGGGGAGGUGACCGAUGUUAACCACACUCUCGCUGGCAAUCCUGGACUGAUCAAUCAGUCUUGCUACAAAGAUGGCUGGCUGAUAAAAAUGACAAUAUCAAUACCGGAAGAAGUGGAUGCGCUGAUGGAUGAAGCAGCGUAUGAGAGAUACAUCAAAUCUAUAGAGGACUAGUAAUGUUCAAGACCCAACCGCAUAGAUUUGAUCUUUGUGUACUCCUUGGGUGAAAAUAACAAGAUGACAAUACAGUCAACUGUGGAUCACCUUCUUCUUUAUUACUGAUUUGUAAUAAACGAUUAAAGCCCACUGCUUUAGUUUAGAUAUAUAGAUAUCUAUUCCAGGCAAUAAAGCCACCAAUAUAACCAACUGUUUGAUCCGGUGGUAAUGAAUCAUUCAGUGCGCUCUCGCCCUACAUUCCAGCUUAAAGCUAAUAAUGUGAUAACACAGAUAUAUGAUGUGAUGUGUAUGACGCAGAACCUGCACAUUGACUCGAUAUGUAUUAGUUUGGUUUUGGUGACCGGUUUAUGGGUACGGUCCUUCCUUGUUUUUGUUUAGAGUCAGCAACUGAUUUACAAACACUUAUUAAAACACUACUGAUUUUCUGAAA